Messenger RNA from Paramecium primaurelia, 481 nucleotides. NCBI's taxonomy places the organism in Eukaryota, Ciliophora, Oligohymenophorea, Peniculida, Parameciidae. The record is from the annotation of a GenBank genome assembly.
AUGAAUUGUGAUAAGUCUAUACUCAAAGAACUAAUUUAAACUAAUAUUAUUUUGAUUGAAGAAGCCAAAGAAUCUAAUCUAUAGAACUUUAAUAAUUCAAAGAUGUGGAUCAAAAAAUCAUUUAAUAAUUUGUUUAAUCUACUUCCAAAAGAAACUUUAGAAAUGGAUAUUAAUCAAUUACUUACAGUAUCAGAAUAAGAAGAAUUGAUUAAAGAACCUCAACUUUCUAUAGACUUUUUUAAAAAUAAGUUCUAAAGAGAAAUAGAUGAUCAAGAUUGGGAAGAUGAAGUGGAAACACACUUAACCCCACCAAAAAAGUAAAUUGAAUUUUUCAUAAACAAUAAGAUUAAUACCUCAAACUCGAACUUUAUAAUCCAGUAAUAUGGGAUUUAGAAAGAAGCCUGCCACAAAUAUAUAAUCAUCUUAAAAAAAGCUUCUUUCUAGUGCAAUUCACAAUAAAUACAAAAGAAAAAUAAUUUGA